Pestalotiopsis fici W106-1 is the source of this 711-nucleotide messenger RNA. RefSeq lists its product as uncharacterized. The transcript has 3 exons. The record is from RefSeq and is a predicted model, not a curated record. Gene Ontology annotation, molecular function: GTPase activity; GTP binding. Gene Ontology annotation, biological process: small GTPase-mediated signal transduction. Bases 1 to 711 code for a protein of 236 amino acids. NCBI's taxonomy places the organism in Eukaryota, Fungi, Ascomycota, Sordariomycetes, Amphisphaeriales, Sporocadaceae.
AUGGACGCUGAGCACUUGCGCUACAUAUUGGUACACUCGUCCACUGCCAAGUUUGGACUGUUGCAAACGUCACCCAAGCGACUUUCGUCACCUCUUGUUCGAUAUUUCAUCACAGAUUCUUUAUUUUUAGGCAUGGACGAAUUAUUUCCAGUGAAGAUUCUGCUCCUCGGAGACGCUCAUGUUGGGAAAUCUACAUUUCUGGCCCGCAUGAGCAAGGGAGCCGGCGCACUCGAGGGCAAUUUGGAUAUCGAACUUUUGCGCGACAUGGACCAGCCCUUUAUAUUCGAGGCAAGGAACAAGAAAGGCGGUUACCGACUGGAGUUUUAUGAUACUUCGAGCCCCGAAAAUUGGCGACUGCUGGAACCAGAUAUGGUCAUUAUUUGCUACGACAUCAGCCAACGGCUGAGCUUGAUCAAUAUGCAAAGAGUUUGGAUCAAAGAGGUCCGCACAACCUUCCAGUCAGAAUCUCAACUGCCUCUUCUAGUGUUGGGUCUGAAGAGAGACCUGAGGUCUGAGCAAGACCCAAAUGGUAUCAUUUAUCCACAGGAGGCAUACAGGGUAGCUCAAGAGAUGAGAGCCGAUAAAUACGCCGAGUGCUCGGCCACCACGGGUGAGCUUUUCAAGCUAGCCUUUGAAGAGAUCUUCAGUACGGCAAUGAAGACCAAGACGGCUGCUGGUGGCCAGAGCGAGGGUGGUUGCGUAGUGAUCUGA